GCCUGUGUCAUCGGCUUCGUGCUCCGCUGUUUCCCCCUUCUCGGCCCCGACCCAUCGGCAUCGGCGCUCGACGGACUCGGCCCGAGAUCCUGCGAACUGUACCACAGCAACCCGCAGACAUCAUCCCAGUCUUACUCGACUGCUUAGCCUCCCCGCCAACUUUGUCCCACCCAUCCCAUCCUACCAAAGAGAGGCCCGAUGUCGUUCGAGUCCGACGGCAGCCAGUCGUCCCAGGCACAGACCAUCCCGCUGAGUGAGUUUCUCAGCUCUGAGGAUGACAAGAACUUUGUCUGGGACGACACCGAUCGGGAAACCUCAGCCGCUUGGCUUGUAGCCUUGAAGGGCAGCGGCCUCUCUUCGGACAAACACAAGAUCUUCCAUCACUGUUCCAAGGAGUACCUCAAGCCGCCGAGCCCAUUCGUACAACAGGGUCCGGAGCUGGGCGAGUCCGGAUCGACCGUUGUCUACAGAGUCACUGCUCCCGAGGGUUAUGCGUACCGUCGGCCUCUCGCACUGAAAGUGAUCGUCUGCAAGGAGGCCACACGACCUCCCGGGCCUGACAGCGAAGCGCGCAGCAAUGCCCUGAAGGAAGUCGGGACCCUGUCCAAGCUCCGGCACCCGCACAUCGUUGCCUACGUAGCGUCGUUCGAAGACUAUUGCAUCCAGACCCGCGAGAUCAAACGCCGGGCGAGGGGCAGAGCGCACGCAAUGUCCCAAAUCAACGAGAGGGUUAAGAAGCACAUCCUUGGCAUCGCCAUGUACCCCCCGGCUCAAUGCAACCUACGGGCCUUCAUGGAGGAAGUCUUUCAGAACCCCAAGGCGGCGGCGGACUGGAUCAUCCCGCAACUCCACACGUACUUCGGAUGCCUGGCACAAGCCGUGGCAUAUCUGCACCGUAAGGGCGUGCAGAUCCGCCACAAGGACAUCAAGCCGGAGAAUAUCGUCGUCGACGACUUCGGCCUGCCCGUGCUCACCGACUUUGGUCUGUCCAAGCAUUUCGAGACGGAUGAACUGUCGGAUGGCCCGACGCCAAAGACAUUAAAGUAUGCUGACCCGGAAGGUCUCAUGGAGCGCAGCCGGAACGCGAGCUCGGACAUUUUCUCGCUCGGCUGCGUCUUCCUCGAAAUCGCCACCGUCCUCCUCGGCAAGCCGCCCAGGUUCGCAGAGGACGAACUCGAUCGCGGUCGGCUCCGGCGCACCUCGUCGUCGUCGGCCUCCCCGGCCCCACACUACGGACUCCUAUCAAGCGACUACUUCACGUACGCCGAGUCGCUGCACAACCUGGACGCCUACCUCUCGACUCUCACCCUCCUCGGCCGCGACCUGGCAGCCUCGGACCGGUCGCGGGAGGGCUCGGUCGCGGCCGUGCUCGCCAUCCUGCCCCACAUCCGCCAGAUGAUGGACGAGGACAUGACCCGGCGGCCCAAGGCGGUCCAGCUGUAUCCCUGGUUCCGGCACCUGUACGACGUGUACGAGAGCCCGGGCCCGUGCCCGAACUGCGAGGAGGAGCGCCGGACCGGCAACGCGAUCCCCCCGCCCCGCAGCCGCAGCCGUAGCCCGACGCUGAACCGGAGCGGCACCGUCGGGACUCCGCAGGUCGUCCGCAGGAACACGUCGGCGUCGAUGGCCACCACCUUUGCCGCUUCGCAGGCUUCGCAGGCUUCGCAAGCGGAUGGCAACUCUGAGUCUGGGGACUCGGACUGAGCGGAAGUGGAUCAGUGAUGUGUCUUGACGGGUGGAUGGCAGAUUCAGCCGCUGGGCUUUUCUUUCUUUUGCCUUGUCUUGUCUUUUUCUCCCUUUUUGUUUCCGGCUGGUUGGGUCAUUUCCUCCUCUCUCCUCGCAUUUCAUCGC
Thermothielavioides terrestris NRRL 8126 is the source of this 1851-nucleotide messenger RNA. RefSeq lists its product as uncharacterized. Gene Ontology annotation, molecular function: protein kinase activity; ATP binding. Lineage: Eukaryota; Fungi; Ascomycota; Sordariomycetes; Sordariales; Chaetomiaceae. The record is from RefSeq and is a predicted model, not a curated record. Gene Ontology annotation, biological process: protein phosphorylation. The coding region runs from base 199 to 1704 and encodes 501 amino acids. The transcript has a single exon.